Messenger RNA from Eufriesea mexicana, 815 nucleotides. RefSeq names its product X-ray repair cross complementing 2 (gene Xrcc2). Gene Ontology annotation, biological process: DNA strand invasion; double-strand break repair via homologous recombination. NCBI's taxonomy places the organism in Eukaryota, Metazoa, Arthropoda, Insecta, Hymenoptera, Apidae. Gene Ontology annotation, molecular function: ATP-dependent DNA damage sensor activity; four-way junction DNA binding; ATP binding. The coding region runs from base 18 to 815 and encodes 265 amino acids. The transcript has a single exon. The record is from RefSeq and is a predicted model, not a curated record. Gene Ontology annotation, cellular component: Rad51B-Rad51C-Rad51D-XRCC2 complex; replication fork; centrosome.
AAUUAGAAAUAAAACUUAUGUAUUCACAAAUCGAAUCUGGAGCAGAAUUGCUCGCAAGACUAAAUAGUAAACCAAAUCUAAAUAAGCUUGAAGAUACAUUGUUUCUUGAUGGUCCUCGAAACACUGACAUUAUAGAAAUUAGUGGAGACCGAUCAUGUGGGAAGACUCUUCUUUUAUCACAAAUGCUGGCAAAGUGUAUUUUACCAAAUUAUUAUCAAAUCAAAGGUUGCAAUGCUACAGCCAUUCUAAUAAAUACAGAUCAUCAUUUUCAAAUUUCAAAAUUAGUUGAAUUGAUGAGUGAUAUUAUAAAUGCUACUGGUAUAGUAUCAUUUACAUCUGAAGCAAUUGAAUUGGAUUUUAAUAGAAUAAAUAUUAUUAAAAAUUCUUUACACAACUUGCACAUUGUCAAUUGUUAUAACAGUGAACAAUUUUUUCUAACAUUACGCACACUAGAUGAUAUAUUUCUUGAUAAUGCCAAAAUUGCUGUUUUAGCCAUUGACAGCAUAACAGCAUAUUAUUGGCAAGAUUGUGAAGAAAAUAUUACUACAGUUGAUACUUAUGUAAACAAGUUAUUAAAACUUAUUAAAAUCCAUACAACUCAAUUUAAUAUUUUGACAAUAUAUACCAAGCUACAUGAAAACAUAUAUGAUCAAGGAAAAAAACAUGUGAAUGUUGAUUAUAAAAUACAGUUGUGUAGAAUGCAUAAUUCAAAAAAUCUUAUAUGUAUACUGGAAACAGUUAAAAUUAUCAGGAAAAUAUAUUAUUCUAUUUUAUCCAAUGGUAUAAAGUGGAAGAUAAAUGAAAAAAAGGAAUGA